AUGCGCGGAGCCGCCCUGCGACCAGCGGUCCUGGCCCGCGCCAGCCGCCAGAUCGCCGCCAGGCGCACCCUCAGCACGACGCCGGCCCGGGCGAGCGGCGGCCACGGGCACGGCCCGGAGUUCGACCCGCCGACGGGGUGGCUCUUCGGCGUGCGGCCCGGCGAGAAGGCGGAGAAGGAAGGCUGGGAGAACCUGGCGUACUACGGCUUCUGCGGCAGCCUGGCUGUGUUUGGGGUUGCGUAUGCCUUCAAGCCUGAUACCUCGAUACAAACCUGGGCUCUCGAGGAGGCUCGCAGACGGUUAGAAGCCGAGGGCAUCCUGGAGGACCCCGACAAGAAGAACUAG
Molecule: messenger RNA, 345 nt
Organism: Diaporthe amygdali
Lineage: Eukaryota; Fungi; Ascomycota; Sordariomycetes; Diaporthales; Diaporthaceae
Product: ubiquinone oxidoreductase
Exons: 2
Coding region: 1-345 (114 amino acids)
Source: RefSeq, a predicted model, not a curated record